Amborella trichopoda is the source of this 749-nucleotide messenger RNA. Lineage: Eukaryota; Viridiplantae; Streptophyta; Magnoliopsida; Amborellales; Amborellaceae. The record is from RefSeq and is a predicted model, not a curated record.
AUGGCCGAGUCCUUGGCUCAUGUCACCGAGCCCAACAUCGACCUUGUCGAGACCCAUCCGAGCCCGAAGGGUGCGGAAACCAGCCAGGUUUGUACACAUGCAAGCCAAGGGAAUACACCAAGGAUUGCAUCCGAUGUUCGAGUCGACAAGACUCUAGCUAGUGCCGCGAACCUCAUGAAGCUCUUGCCUACUGGAACCGUGCUCACUUUCCAAGCCCUGUCGCCAUCUUUCACCAAUCGUGGCAUGUGUUAUCCUGCGAACAAGUACUUAACCGGUGCUCUGGUGGUUCUCUCCUCGCUGUCAUGUUUCCUGUUCUCCUUCACCGAUAGUUUUAAGGGACGAGACGGUAAGGUCUACUAUGGCAUCGCAACGUUUAAGGGCAUGGCCUUGUUCAAUGACAACGAGAGGGAUCAAGGGAGAGUGAUCGAGAGGCUAUCGGUCUACAGGUUGCGACGGAUCGAUGUGGUUCAUGCAUGUUUGUCAGUGAUCGUGUUCUUGACACUGUCUCUUGGUGACUCUAACGUGCAACACUGCUUCUUCCCCGAUGCUGGGUCUAACAGCCGGGCUCUGAUUGUGAACCUACCAUUAGGUGCUGGGAUUGUGUCAAGUGUUGUGUUCCACCUCUUCCCGACCUCGCGCCGAGGGAUCGGAUACACUGACCCCUCCGCCUAGCUUCGACCUCCCUCGUAUGGUUUCUUGGCCUUGGGGUAGUUUGACAUCCAUGCUUCAUGUUUGUUGGAUGGUAAGAU